Messenger RNA from Anolis carolinensis (green anole), 13346 nucleotides. It is a transcript of the gene rimklb, whose product is annotated as ribosomal modification protein rimK like family member B. The coding region runs from base 921 to 2081 and encodes 386 amino acids. The record is from RefSeq and is a predicted model, not a curated record. Gene Ontology annotation, biological process: protein modification process. The transcript is spliced from 8 exons. Gene Ontology annotation, cellular component: cytoplasm. Gene Ontology annotation, molecular function: metal ion binding; ATP binding; N-acetyl-L-aspartate-L-glutamate ligase activity. NCBI's taxonomy places the organism in Eukaryota, Metazoa, Chordata, Lepidosauria, Squamata, Anolidae.
UCCCUUCCCAUCCAUCCAUCCAUCUUCUCCGGCCACUCAGUUAGUCCGUGGCGGUUUCCGCGGCGUCUGUUUUGUCGAGGCGAAAGGCACGCGGAGGCGAGGAGUGGGGAGGGAGGCUCGCUCUGCGGAACAGCCUCGAGGCUGCCGGCCUCCCUCCCUGGAGCAAAGGCGGCUCCCCGGGGCCUCGAAGGCGCCCCUCCUUCUCUCUUCCCAGGGAGCAUAGAGGGGGAAGAAACUGCUUGGGAAAUAACAGAGGGAGGGGGUUCUCCGGUGUAGCCCCCUCACCUGCAGGGCGCGGAGAGCCAUCUUUCCCCCCAACGCCUCGCCCCCAUUGUCCUUCGGCUGCGCGGUCUUCCCUCACGUUAACAUCCUGCGUGUCGUUCGGCGAACGUUCCUCAUCAUAAUCAAGGGCAGCCCGCCAUAGCUUCCUUCCGAAAUCCGGCGUGGAAGAGGAGGAGACGGGAAGAGCCACCAGGUAUUGGUGAUGCCAGGUGCAGCCUUUGUGCUGAAGAAGUAGAAACACACAUUUUCAGUGCUUUGAAUUUUCAGUCUUUGAGAUACUGCUUUCUCCCCAAUCUUCACUUCCUUGGAAAGAGCAAGAAUAGUAAUCUUCCUGGCCAAUUUAUUGUAUUCUUCAGGACAGCAGAUAUUGGACAUUGAUCAGUUGGGGUACAAGAAGACUGCAAUUCAUAUGUCACCUUCCUUCUUUGGAGUCUCUGCAGCUAGAUCACUGUUGAAGACCCAGAAGGUGCAGAGAGGACUUGAUUGCAUGCCCAGAUAUUGGUAAAGGAGGCAAAAAAGAGGGUUCCAGAAAUACCUUUUUCUACAGGGGGAUUGAAGCAUCACACUUGCUUUCCCCCAGCUCCCAAGUGUGGCAUUUGCUUCAAAGGAGACCUAACAUCUGUGGGGACUCGUUCAAGAUGUGUAGCUCGAUUGCUCCUAGGAUCUGGUUCUUAACAGAUCGUCGUAUCAGAGAAGACUAUCCUCAACAAGAAAUCUUGCGGGCUCUAAAAGCCAAGUGUUGUGAAGAGGAUCUGGAGUUCCGAGCCUUGGUGAUAGAUGAAGUAGUCUUGACCAUUGAGCAAGGAAACUUGGGUCUCCGAGUCAAUGGGGAACUCAUCACAGCUUAUCCACAGGUAGUGGUUGUUCGUGUGCCAACACCAUGGGUCCAAAGUGACAGUGACAUUACAGUUCUUCGCCAUCUAGAGAAGAUGGGUUGCCGUCUAAUGAACCGCCCCCAAGCCAUACUCAAUUGUGUCAACAAAUUCUGGACUUUCCAAGAGCUGGCUGGACAUGGUGUACCUCUUCCAGACACUUUUUCCUAUGGAGGUCAUGAAAAUUUUGCCAAAAUGAUUGAUGAAGCCGAAGUGCUGGAAUUUCCCAUGGUUGUCAAGAACACACGUGGUCAUAGAGGUAAAGCUGUGUUUCUGGCAAGAGACAAGCACCAUUUGGCAGACUUGAGCCACCUUAUUCGUCAUGAGGCCCCUUACCUAUUCCAAAAAUACGUCCAGGAAUCUCAUGGCAAAGAUGUGCGAGUCAUCGUGGUAGGAGGCCGUGUAGUGGGUACUAUGCUGCGUUGUUCAACAGAUGGUAGAAUGCAAAGCAAUUGCUCACUUGGUGGCAUAGGAAUGAUGUGCUCACUGAGUGAACAAGGCAAGCAACUGGCGAUCCAAGUGUCUAACAUUUUGGGGAUGGACGUAUGUGGCAUCGACCUCCUAAUGAAGGAUGAUGGCUCGUUCUACGUCUGUGAGGCCAAUGCAAAUGUAGGUUUCAUUGCCUUUGACAAGGCUUGUAAUCUUGACGUAGCUGGUAUCAUAGCGGACUAUGCCGCUUCCCUUCUUCCCCCCGGUCGCUUGACACGACGCAUGUCCUUGCUCUCUGUGGUGUCCACGGCUAGUGAGACAAGUGAGCCAGAGCUGGGCCCUCCAGCUAGCGCCACUGUCGACAAUAUGAGUGCCAGCUCCAGCUCUGUCGACAGUGACCCUGAGACCACAGAGAGAGAGUUGCUCACCAAGCUUCCAGGGGGCAUAUUCAACAUGAACCAGCUAAUAGCCAAUGAGAUUAAACUCCUAGUGGAGUGAUGCCACAUGUAAAUAAAUAUGACCAACUUUCUUGUACUUUUUUUUUAAACAACCAACUUGUAGUGCUGUUUAUCAGAAGCAGCUCUAUGGAGGUGAGGGGAGGGUGUUAGCCUGGGGAUAAAAAUUAAAGCACGCAUGUUCUGUGAAUGCUGCUUUAUGCUACUUAUUAAUCUUGCAGAACAUAUAUUUACUUGAUACUUUUGACAACCAAUUUCCAAUUGGUGUUGCCCUGUUAUAAAAACAUUUGGGGGGGGGGGGUAAUUAAAAUCUUGUUUUCAUUAAGGAUGCCACUUUGAUAUUUAAACCCAUUGCAGAGCAUGUUCACGGGGAUGUAUUUUAGCUUGAUAGGUGAUUUUGCAGUUUGGAAAGUUUACUUCUCCAAAAUCAUCUAUGAAUUAAUAUAUCUGCAACCAUCCCCUCACCUCAUUGGAGCUCAGUCCGCCUGGUUACUUUAUACACCCCCUUUUUGUCCUAUAGGCGUUGAGAGAUGUUGGGGAAGUCAAUUCUUGUUUCAGCAGAGGUUCUAAAUAUCAUAAUUUCCCAUCUGAAAUAAGUAAGAACUUGCAUCCUUGAGAAACAGCUCAUAUCGGCCACAUAAGUCUUGCCCUUGGGCAGUUUAACCAACUGCAGCAUCUGUUUGUUCAGCAUGAGGUUUUGAGACAAACCUGCAACUUCUGCCAUUUCAGUAUUAAUAGCUGGGGUUGUGUCCAUACAUGCAUAUUUAAAGCAAAUGCUACUGUGUGUGGAUUUUUAAAACAAUUUUUAAUUCUGGGUUGCGGGGGGGCUGGAGAAGAUGUGUAUACAUUUCCUUCCAUCUUAGCUCAUUAAUGGCAGAAGUGGCAUGUUUUCUUUUGCACAAAAGGCAAAGAUAAACAGCACUGUUAACUUUUGGUGUACAAAAUAAUGUUAAAUCCAACGUGAAAAAGAAUAACACUAGUUUAAAACAAAUGUGCAUUGACUUGUAUUUGUUAGUGUUCUAGUCUUUUUUGCAAGAUAAAUACUAUGUUUCUGUUUCAUUUUUAAUACAUACUCAUCCAACACUUCUUUCUUCCAUGCUUGCAUCUUCAAUAUUGGCUAAACUUGAAAAUGCCCAUAUUGUUUAACAUUACCACUAUUUAACAGCAACAGCAGCAAAAAGUAGACACUUUCCAAAGAACAAAAAAAAAAUCCUAUUACCUAGAAUAAUGUGGGAGGGGGUGUGGAGGAGGGUUGAAGUGAUUGCAAAUUGCAAAAUUACUUUGGAUUAAAUAUUACUACUUUUAUUAGUAACUUUCUUUAUACAACAUAUUAAAAUCUGAAGUAGCCUGAUUUUUUAAAGAUAAAUCCUGAAGAGAAAUACACAGUUUUUGGUUUUGGGAAAACAAACACACAAUACUUUGCCCUCAAGGCCCAGCCAGAAUGGGAUAAUAAUUUAAGGCCACAGAUAUGUGGAUCUCAGGCCCUUAUGUAUGUGUCUGUAUUUUGCUUUGUUUUGUCAUUGGUUUUGUCUGUCCAGUUCGUCACUCUUUUUUCCAGAAUGCCUGAUGAUCUCCUUUCCCAAACCCCACCUGACCUGAUACUUCUGGCUGUGCAUUUUCUUAUUAAAUUUGAUAAAAGAAUCAAAACAGGAGCUUUGGGUCUGUUUUAAUGGCCUCAUCUUCCUCCUCCUCACCCAUUUCUCACUCUUUGUUUUCUUUGGGGUAUAUACAGCAUUGACAUGAUAGAGAAAUAUAAACACAAAUGCUAUUAUUUUAGAAACAGCAACCAAACACCACCAAUUAAAACAUUUGCAACAGAAAAUGGUUCAUGAAAAGUUUUUGAAAGGCGAGCAGCUUGUAUCUGCAGUGCUGCUUUUAUGUGGAGGCUUCAGGGCGGCAUGUCUCUCCUGCCCUCCAAGGCUCUGAGCUUCAUCCCUCUGGCCUCUUCUUCCCUCUGGCUAUCUUGCUCUCACUUGGAUUUUAAGUAUACACAGCGUGUGGACACUAUGCAAAGACGUCAGGAGACAAUAAACAGAAAAAUGUUAACCUGUUCUCACGAAGGUUUGAUUAUGCCUAUUUGUACAGCUUUUUGUUUAAAAGUGUAAUUGCAGGGUUUUUUUUGUAAAAGUAAAAAUACUAUUAUUACUAUCAUUAUUAAAAUCCAACCGAAGGCUGAAUGUUGGCAUUAGCUGGUGAAGGAAAAAGUGUAAGAUGCAAAGGAUGAUUUGGUGGUGCUUCAGCUAUCUGCUAACUACAUGUGUGUCUUAAAUACAAGUUUCCAUGAAAAUCCAGCUGGAUAUUUUUUACCAUGAUUAAACACUGAGCAUCCUUUAGGAGUGUCAACAAACAAAUAACCCUGUUUUAGCAAAACACACACAAAAGCCACACAAAUUCAGUCGAAGAAGGAGCUGAUAACCCUGACAGUUCUAAUUUUGGGCUAUAUUAUGUUAAUACAUAGGUGAAACAAAACAGAUUUUGGCAACUGUCAUUUCUACUUCAGACUCCCACACCCAGUUCCUAGAAUUAUUUUACAGCAUUAUACUGCAAUGAAUGAUUUUUAAAAAGUAAACAACCACUUACUGAAAAACAACAAAACGUGAAAUCCUUUUCAUACUUUGGUUUAUCUGUUUCUCAUGAGAUGAUCACUGAUUGUGUUUUUAAAAAGAUUGGAUAAUCUGUGGGUGAAGAUUAGACUCACAUUUUAUGUAAGCAGAAGCUGCCAAUUCUUACCAAAAGUUCACAGAAGAUACCAUACAGGGAUAAUAGAUCUCUCUUACUUUCCCAGUUGUAGCUAUUGUUGAAUCAUGUUGUGGAAGAAAGUUUUUAAAACAUGAGGACUGUGAUAGGUAAGGAAAAUAUUGUUCUCUUAAACAGAAUAUAGCUUCCAUGCACAGUAGUGCUGUACGUUGCCAUGUCCCCAACAAUAUUGGCUUCACUCACAUACAUUACGAAGCAACAUUGCUCACCACCGUUUGGAACAUUAUGUUGAAAUAAACCAUUGUUAAGCCAGAAACCAUAGUGCCACCACAAGCAGUGCUGGAACACAUCAUUACACUGGAAGCUGCUCCUCAGGGUUGGGAUAAUGAUGGAGCUUGAUCGAGUUCCAUGUAUCUUUUUUAUAUAUAUAUAUGACAAAUUUUGCAGUUCAAAUUAUGAUAUAUAUGAAUUUUGUAUUGUACAGAAUUGCAGAUUGUGUUUAUAGCUUUGUAUAUUUUCAGAUCUUUAAUGGUGUAAUGUGUUUAAAACAUUUAUAAAUCUUCCUGCCAUUCUGGAAUAUUGUGAUAGAUAAUCAGUAAUACAUGAUGGAAAAGACAGCAUGGUCCUGGACUACUUCUGUUGUUGGUUUGCACUCCAUGUCCAAAUUGUGUGAUUGUAUCAUACUGACUUUUCCCAGCAAUGGAUCACACAGAAGAUCUACGAUGAAGAGUGCUCUGGACCUGCUAUGCUUUUUUAAAAAAGACACUACUGCUGCACUGGACACUCAGUAGACUCCUCGUAUAGGAUGACUUAUUUUAAACUUAUAAGCCUUCCAGAUGAAAAGAGCCCAAGUUGGUUAAAUGUGUAUGGGCUUAAACUUUGAAAUGUGUAUCAACAUGUACAAUUCUUUCUCAUGGCUCACUCUUUUUGAGAAGGUUUUUGAGCUAUUUGGCUGGUGUGAGACUCACGACCCACUCCUGUUCUCUCUAUGGAAUUGUAGGUGCUCGGACAGGUAACCUCUGCUGCUACUGUCUCUUUUAUUUUUAAUUUUUCACUGUUCUUGGAAUUUCUAAAGUAUUGUAGGAUUUAUAACAAACAUUACUUUUUCUCUUUUGUUUUCUGUUUUUUAUUUGAAUUUCUCUGACCUUGAAGGGUGAUUUCUGGGAUGCUCUGAUGGUGGUAUGGAUCACUGUUCGAACAUUCCAUAGCUCAUGUUACAGUUUUCAGUUUAAUGUCUUUUAUUUGUUUAAUGCACUGCUAAUAAAUUGAUGUUUUGGGGCCAUGGGAGUUUGUAACUUAAUGAAAACUGUUCUAAUAUGUGAAUAUACUGCUAUCCCCUUUUUCAUAUUUUUCUAACAAUUCACACUUUCUUGCUGUUCUUUGCAAAACUUUUCAGGAGUCAAAAAAAGUCAAACAAUCCAGAGAAAAACUUCCCUUCUCCCCUUUCUGAUGGCAAGAGAGAAACCUUGUGAAAAAUCCUUGAGAAUGUUCUUCCCUAAACUUUUCCCCCCUGUGGUAAAACAGUAAACGCAGCAGAUUGGUGGCAUCCAGUACCGACCUGUUGGCAGGUAACUUUCAGCUCUUUUGAUCAUCCCGUGUUUUCUAACUUUAAUUUCUUCUCUUCUCUGAUCUUAAUAAGACUGCUUUAUUGAAAUAAAGAGUCUUAGGAAGUACAUUGACCCCCUUUCCCUCUUUUGUGUGUGUGUUUUUUUGUUCUGCUAGAGUCAGGUUUUAAUAAAACUUCUAGAUUCAUAUAUUCAAAUGUGUUCAUGGCAAGGAUGAAAUUAAACUGCAUGUAUUAUUAGAAAGGGGUGAAGGGAUGGUAUGUAAUUCCAUAAAUACUACCAUCUCCACUCUUCUCUGUUCCUCUCUCCCCCUUUUCAUUUAUCCCGCCCGCACUCAAAAUAUACACUCUUGGCUUAAGUUUCUACAGGGCUUUGGUGCUUUCCAGGGGCACAGCACAAAACUAAUCGACAUCAAUUAAUAACAGGUAUGAAAAACUAGGUGUAAAAAUGUAUAUAAAAGAUACAGUUGGACAGGUUGGAGUAUGGUGGUUUCUUUGUCAAGAUUGUGAAGGUGAGCAUAUUUGAGGAAUUUCUAACCUGCUGCCUAGCAUAGUACUUUGCAAAUAAUAUUUUGGUGACUAAGAUUAUGCCUAGAAAACAGUGUAUUAGCAGAGAGUUUUAUGUAGAAAUACAAGAACUAAGUUGAAAGAAUUCAUGGGGAACCACAAAUGCUUCAGAUAAAAAUUCCCAAAUUAUUUUAAGUAUUCAUAAUGCCGCAAAAGAUCAUUAUUCUAGCAUGUUGUUAAGCCUAAAAUUGUUUUCUGUUUCGUGUUCUAUCUUGAGCAAAAACGUUCCUCAGCUAGUUUAAUGCAAUAUUAAGUUUUAAAAUUGUUAAUGGGGAUAUAUUUUAAAACAAAGCAAAAUUCUUUCUCCGAUAUACUAAAGGGAGAUUUUUUUCUUCAAAUCACUGGCAAGGCUUCUUUGUGUUGAUAUCUGUGCAUUGACUGCUAUACCAAAUGGUACUUGAUGCUUUUUGAAGAAAUGAUCAAUUUUGCAAGUCUUUCACCAAAUGCACCACUCCCCCUUGUGAUUUGCCUCUAUAUGUAACCACAUAUACAGUAUUGUCAAAAAAGGGUAAAACAUUUGGUUUGAUUCAUCUGGUGAGGGAGUUGCUUAGGUGCAGUCAUCUCUGUUGUAAUUUUCCUCUGUACACAACACAGGCAUAACAUGUUUAAAAGGGCAAAAACAUCUGCAUUAAUUCUGCUGGUGGGGGACUCUAUGUCUUGGUUCCCUUUUCCCACUAAUCAUUUUUCUACUUCAUGGAGACUGGUGAAAUCUUUUUUGGCUUGCAAAUAGACUAAAAAGGUAAAAUGUUGUGCUGCUGUUAAUUUGAUAAAUCUCUUGUGAGCUGGCAAUUGAAGAAAGUAAUCCUUAGUGAGAUCUCUCACAUUCCCCCUCCCUUUUUGGUAUAGCCAUGUGACUAGCUCUGGAUACAGUGUUCUUCUUUCUUUACAUCUGUAAAGGUGACAUCUUCUAUUGUUUCUGGUGCCAGACUUUGUGUUUAGUCUGGUUAAGAGGGAGGAACGUGGUACUGAAGCAGCGGAUACUUUGAGAAAUAUUGUAAAGGAAUCCUUUAGCAGUUUUGAAAACAAAGGAUGGGUUUUUUUUGUUUAUGUGUUUUUGUCACUCCCCAUCACCACAACUACCAAAGGAUUAUGGCUGUGAGACCUGUGCAUUCAGACAGCUUGUUUGGUCUUUUAUUCUUCUUGGCUCAUGUCUAUGUACCUGAGCAGAAGACAGAAUUAAAUAGCCCACUAGAAGUACUACAUUCAAAAUUAGAUUAAUUCAGUUCAGCCAACAUUGUUGCACAUUUUUUCCUGCUGAAAUGUCAUAGAGAUACCUGAGGGCAUUUGAAUCUUCGUAUGUAAUCACUCCUUUAUCCAUAUAGCUCUAUCCACAUGGAUGACUUCCAAAAGACUCAGUUUUCUUCUGUCCACUGCUUUUGUUAUGGGUAUGGGGGAGGAUGCAGGGGAAAAUCUUGGAAUAAACCUUGGUGCCUUAAAAGGAUCCCCAUUGUAUCAAUUUUUGUGAGCUGAACAAGAACUUCUCUAUAUACCCUUGUGCUGCAACAGAGUAAUAAAACUGGUAGGUGGCAGCAGAAGAAGAUACUAAUGCAGAUGGGCACCCGUGAACUGAGAAUGCUGCCAUGUGGGGAGAGAUGGAUUCCAAAACAUUAGCUGAUGUAACGUGCAAAGAUGAGAGGCAGCUUCCCUGACUUGUCAAUCUGCUUGGUGAGUCUGAUUCUUGGUCAAUUCUUAUCCACCAUAAUGGAUGUUUUAACAUCACCUAACCGUUUAAUCUUGAAUGCUGACUAAAAGCCACUAUGGAGAGCUGUUCAUUAAUGUUGUGACACUUAUUCAUCAAGGAACUGUACUAAGCAGUUCAUCCCACUCUUGCUUUGUAUUAGCCACCACUUUCUUGUUCUAAAUAUAUGAAACACUUCCAUACCAAAAAUGCUAUUACUUCCUUUAAUUCAUUAGAGGGUUACUUUUCCUCCAAAAAGCACAUCUCAUUUGCUUUGAGGUAAAAUAUAUAUAUAUGAGAAAUUUGAAUAUAAAUAUAAACAAAAUGAGUAAUUUGACCUUGUGGCCCAGAUUCUCAAAAAUUCCAAGGAAGAUUUGGCACCAUCAGACCAUUACCCCACCCCUGACAACUCACUUAUGGAGAGCAAUGCUUAGUGAACAAAAUAGAGCUCAUUGGGAAGAAUCUUUCAUUAACUGGAAAAUGAGAAGUAUGUGUGGUUUCAACACUUGUUAAUUUUUACUUUUUCUUGGUUCUCUGAUUUUUCAUACAGAUAAUUAUACUAUUAUCCCUUGAAACACCAAGCAUGGCACACAUUGAAAACUAGUAGAUGUGCAAACAAUUGCUACAAGAGGGUUUUUAAUUACUGGCUAAUUAUAGUUACUGCAUGAUACCACAUCAGAGUCAAUCCACCAAGAUUUUAACUAUUUUUAAGAGUCUCUACCAUAAGAAAAAUACGUCUUAGAAAUGGUCUGGCCAUAGUCUGUCAUUUGAAGACAUCCUUGUAUAUUUCGUUUAGUUUUCAUUUAGAUAAAUGGAUGCUAUGAUAUUAAAAAGGAUUGAUUUCACUCCUGGAAAAUAUAGGUUAGUGAAAGCAAUUUAGUGAUGCUGAGACAUAUAUGAGCCUGACUAUAUUUAUGAUUAGAACAAGGUACCCCUUGAAAUUUCUUUACAUCGUCUAAGAUAAACUGAGCUAAGAUUGGUGUUGAUCCUCUGAAAAGCACAGUGUGGUUCUCCAGCUCUUCAUUGUUGAUUAGCAUGCCUUAGGUCAGGUUGUGAGAUAUAACGAAAUUAUGAAUAUGCUUCAGAGAACAAGUCUUCAGGUAGAAAUUAUUUGCUCUUAAUGGUUCUAAAAAUCUUAUGACAGCACAGCCCUGUGCAGUUUAUUGUGUAACUUCACUUGAGUUCUUUGAUCACAAUGCAUGUAAUGUAUUGGAGCACCUUAGAAGAGAUCCUGUUACUCAUUUUUAGGUAGGCGUGUGAUAGGUGAGCAAAGUUUGGUCUCCAAAGUUGUUUCUGUUGCCCUUGAAAGUUCCAAAUUCCCAAGCCUGCCUCUAUUGAAAGCCCCUAAGAGCAGUGGCCUAUCUUUUAAAUUGGUCACAAGGCUCCCUGCACUGUUGGUACAGUGCCUGCCUUUUCAGAAACUGAAAUGGAAUUCUGUUAUUUUACGGGGGAUUUUCACGAAGCGUUUUGUACUCUCUUGGAGGAUUCAAGAGGGUGGACCUGCCACAGUUGCUUGCUCUGUGGAUGUCUGUACUGCUUUAUGUUUUAUUUUAUCUACAAUAUUCCUCUUUCUUUCCAGGUUGCAAGAUGGGCACACAGUUUAUAAGAGCAGGAACUCCAUGGGUCCAACAACCUUUGGAGCAAUGCUAAAGAAUGAUUGGGCUGGGACGGGAGAGGGGUUUAAAUUGUCAUGUUAAAAUGUUCACUAAUACAUUUGCCAUUUGUUUUAUUCUUUCGAAAAUCCCCAUUGAGCCUGGUUUCAGGAGCAAGGUAGAACCCAAAUUAAUUAAAUACUUGCAUCUCUCUUUUCAAAUUGUAAACAAAAGCUUGACAAGGAAAUAACACUUUUAAGGGCAAAUAUAAAAACAUACACAGAUCCAUGUACACAAGUAUAGGAAUGCUGGUGUGAUUAAACAACUGCUGCAAUGUAAAUACAGGGCAUAUCCACCUGCCCACAGGAUAUAGCUAAUUUGGGAUGCAAUUUUGAGAUGAAGAUAAUAAAGGAAAAAUUAUUUUCUGCCAAAACCAUUUGGAAUGUGACAAUUUUGUUUCAUAUAACUGGUAAACCAACAAUUUGCAAACUAGAUGUAGUUUCUGGAUAUCUCCAUCCUCCUUGCCCUUCUCCAUGCAACAGAUUGGCUUCUGAGUGAGGUAGUGGGGAGACCAUUGGUGUCAGUGGAAGUUUUCUGUUAGUACAGGAAAGGAGAUUACACAUUCAGGAAAGGAAAUUCCACCUGAACAUUAGAAAGAACUUGCUGACCAUACGAGCUGUUCAGCAGUGGAACUCUCUACCUCAGAGUGUGGUAGAAGCUCCUUCCUUGGAAGCUUGUAUACAGAAGCUGGAUGGCCAUCUUUCAAGUGUACUUUGUGCUUUUCUUGCAUGGCAAGGCAAGGGGUUGGACUAGAUGGCUCAUGUGGUCUUUUCCAACUCUAUUGUUCUAUGAUUCUAUAAUAGCAUCCAGUUCAUGCACUACAACUUACCCUUUUCCUUCACUACCCUGAGUCCCUUUGGGGAGAUAGAAAAGUAUAUAAAUAAAGUUUUCUUAUUAUUAGUCUGAUGAAACCUUUUUAUCCAUCCUGAAGUUCAGUGUUCUUUUAAACCUGAUUUAUUGAAUGUUCCUUCAAGCAGAGUGCAACCUCAUUCAGGACAGGUUGUUUGCCCAUUUCUUAGACUCAAGAGCCACCAACCCACAGGGCCUCCUCUUAUUGAUAGUCAGUUUACUGGCCUUCCUCCAACCCAUUAUAGAAUCCAGGCACUGGGUCAGAUCCUGCAUAGCCCUAGCUAAUUGAUGACAUAAAAUAGAGCUGAGUGUCACUAGCAUACUGAUGGCACUCGAUGCUAAAGCCUCAAUGGCAUCACUCAGGAAGCAUUGAAGGGAGAGAAAUAAGGUAGAACCCUGUGGCACUCCAGAGCUUGAAAGCCAUGGAGCUGAACAGAAAUCCUUGGAACUGGUAUGUUAGAUAGGAGUAGAAUCAUUGUAGAAAAUGCCCCCCAAAAGGAGUCGCCAGGUAUUCAUAUUUGGUCUCCUAUAAGCAGCUACUCUCUGAGCUAUAGCCCCCUAAAAAGAUGUCACAUAAAGAAUCUGAUGUGGUUAGAAAAGCUCAUCCCUGAUAGAUUUAAAAGUAAAGUGACUCUUCAUUAUUUCAUUCUAGGUUGCAAGAACACAUUUCAGACAUUUUCCUCCUGCUAAGUUAAAGAUGGGCAACUGAACGAUUUAAAUGUGAAAUUUUCUGUCCUGCUCACACUGCAUACUUUCUGAAAUACACAUUUCUAUAUGAUGCUUUUUUUGUCAAAUUCCUCAUUAUUUUAUACCCGUUAACUUUUUGUGAUCUUCUGUGUACAAGUCUUUAAAGGUUAAAUGCGGGCACUUUACUGGAGCUAAGCAAGUCUGUAUUGAAUAGUAUUUGAAUGAGAGACAUGUUGAAGCCACAUACCCCUUUGACUUCCGUCCUAGCGGAAAGAUUUUAUGAAUGUAAUAAAUAAUACCAUCUCUGAUAAUAGCAUUUCAGUUAUCUUUGUUUCCGUGCCUUUUUGACCUCAUUUAGUUUGCUUCCUGGGUUCUCUUGAUUCCUCAUACUGCACUCAUUCUUCCUCCCCCUACUAAAUAGCACACAUUUUUGGGUGAAGCUUUUCCAGGCAACUCAUUGGCAAAAGGUGAAAUCAUUAAACUGGUUGUCAUGGGACAAACAAAAUGUUGAGAAAGGACAAGUCUAUGCUUUUGACAUAUGCAAACAAAAAUGUUGAGAAAGGACAAUCAAGAGAAUGUUUUUGACAUACAAAGCCAGGGUUCUGAGGAAUGUGGAAUGGGCAAAAGAAAGGAAAUCAGUCCCCAGUUAGUUAUUAUCCUCAUUCCUGUACUUUUAUUAUUUCAAGCACUUCUCUCCCAGUCUAGCUGUGGUAGCAGAAGUGAGCUAAGCUGAGGAGCAACUGGAGUGCAGCCAGGUAAGUUCUGUGAUUCUAAAGCAGGAGAGGAGUCUAGAUUUCUGGAUAUGCUUUACUUCACAUUAAGAAACUGUUUUUUGUGUUUUGUAUAAUUUUGUAUAAUUUAUUUCCAGUUGUCAUAAACCUACUGAUCUUGCAUUUAAAAGUGACAGAAUUCUAGUUUUUACCUCAGCAGUUUCCUAAUAGUAUAGUCCAUCUCAAGGACCUAUGAAUGCUGCAAAAUGUUUUUGUUCCAAAUGAUAAUUUCAGAAGCAAGCUUUGGGUAUGGAAAUAAUUACCAUUCAGAUUUGAUGAAACUGCUUAUAUAUAUUUUUCCUUUUUGUGAAAUAUUUCCACAGGACUUUGAUGCUAGGUCAGCAGCCUCAGAGACUGGAGCUAUUUUACUGCAGGACAGGUAAUGCAUGGCUGGGGGGUAAUGGCAGCAGCAUGCUUUACCAAUCGAUUUGAGCUCAUAAUCUGUACUGUGCCUCUUUCUCCCUCAAUAAUGAAGGACCAUCUUCAAGGCUAGUCAGUAUCUUUGAUGAGUCUGGUGGCUACCAAUGAAGAAACCAAGUAUUCUGGCGGUUUUUGUGAUGCUUGUAUUCAUCCUUGCCCCCACCCCUUUCUUCUCCCACAGUUCUGAGUCUUAUUACCAUGACCAUUUUUCUGUCUGACUUGCCUCUUUAGAGUUAUGAAACAUCAAGAGACUGAACAUCAUCUUCCUGGCAGGGGUCUGGUCAUUUCCUUUGGUUUCUUCAGUUAUGAAGGGAAUGCUUGAAGGUGGAACAAUCCCAAGAGGCUGAGAUGAAAUGGCAGUAGUGAUAAUAAUGCAUCCAUUUAAUGAAAGAGAUAUUUAAUAAAAUUGAAAAGUUUAAAUUUA